Odocoileus virginianus texanus is the source of this 2384-nucleotide messenger RNA. It is a transcript of the gene FBXO43, whose product is annotated as F-box protein 43. Gene Ontology annotation, biological process: negative regulation of meiotic nuclear division; regulation of mitotic nuclear division. Gene Ontology annotation, molecular function: zinc ion binding; protein binding. The record is from RefSeq and is a predicted model, not a curated record. Gene Ontology annotation, cellular component: nucleus. Lineage: Eukaryota; Metazoa; Chordata; Mammalia; Artiodactyla; Cervidae.
GGCCCACAGAUCCCCGCCCGGCGAGUCGGCGCGAAGCAGAGAUUUUGAAGAUGUCAGAAAGGCAUUCAGGUCAAGCCGGCGCUGGAGCCGGAAAUGAGGUGGACUCUCCUAUUGUCAGGGUCAAGUCCUCCAGCUUUGGAGACCUUUAUUCCACAUCUUCUUUUCAAGAUAGUGGCUACAGUGAGCUGUUAAAAUCGUGCAGCUUUGAUAAUACAGAUAAAGAAUUAUUUGGAAAGAAAGAAAGAGGCUCAGCAUUGAUCCAUGAACAUCCUAAAACUUCAAGUUUGGCCUUAACCCAUAGUUUAGAGUCUCCCACUCAAAGAAAGAGGUUUGUCUUCCUCAGGAAGGAAAAUGAUAAAACCCCAGAACUUUGUGAAACUCCUAAAGUCAGUGGAAAAAAGCAUUUGCUGCGCAGAAGGUUGGACAUAUCUUUCUCUCUUCUAGACAGGGACUUUGAAUCACAGAACAGUUCCCUCGAAAGUAGUACAAGUCAAGUUCCCAAUUUAGAAAAAAAAUUUCCAAGCAGUGCUUCAGGCUUUCCAAGGCAAGAUAAUUUUAGUUCUUCAGUUACUAGCACUUUGGGAACAGAAGAAGUAACUUCCAGCAGUCAAAAAUUGAGACUUAAUUUUUCUCAACAGAAGACUUCCACAGUGGAUGAUUCCAAAGAUGACUGUGGCCUCUUUGAAGUUGAAUGUAUAUCUCCAAUUCAGGGCAGUAAUUUUAAAGACUCUAUCACACAUGACUUUAGUGACAGCAGUCUAUGUAUUAAUAAUGAGAAUACAUAUCCCGAACUUCUGGGCUUUUCUGUUGGUGGAACAAGCUGUAGAACAGAUGAGGACAUAUUUGUGACUCCAAUCAGUAAUCUCGUACCAAGUGUUAAAUUUAAUGCAAGCCGAAGAUUUUCUCCUUCAGCUGGAGUGAGACGCAAUAUUUCGACCCCUGAGGACAGCGGUUUCAGCUCACUUUGCUUGGAUAAAUCAGAAGAUUCCCUAUCUGAGCAAGAGGGCUCUUUCCAAGAACUAUUUCAGAAACAUAAGGGAACUCUCAAAGUCAGGGACACCAUAAAAAAGUCAAGGCGUCUUGGAAGACUGAGAAGACUGUCCACCCUUCGGGAGCAAGGCUCACAAUCUGAGACAGAAGAAGAAAACCAGACCUACCUCUCUAGCUCUGAAUCAACACCAGCAACCGCUUCAGACAUUUCAGAGAGCCAGCCGAGCAGUGACAAUAAGUGUGAGGAUUUAAGCUUUAAGAAUUUAUCGAAGACCCCAGCCUUGCAAUUAGUGCAUGAGCUUUUUAUGAAAAGCAAAAGGAAGAGAUUCCAGCAAAACGGUGCACAUGAGUUGUUAGAAGAAAGGGACGGGGGGAAAAUAGCUGCACUAAAGUGUGUACUCGCAGGACUGAUUGGCAAGAAAAUGGGUAUAGAAAAACUGGACAUCUUAACAGAAUUAAAAUACAGAAAUCUAAAGCAUGUUCUUGCUAUGGUUUUAGAUUCCUUGACUGCAGAAAGCCUAUGUAGUGUUUGGAAAGUGAGCAGAAAUUGGCGUGAAAUUAUUGUUCAAGAUAAAAAAGCAAAUCGGAGGAGGAAAUUACAUAUCACACAACUGAAAACAGAUUCUGAGUGUUUCUCUAUACAGAUGCCUGACUCACCAUCCGCCAGAACUGGAACUCUCCUCUGUGGGGCUAUAUUAAAUGUUGAGGAUGCCGCCACUCGGCUCCAUCUCUUAAAUCGAUCAGCUUUAAGGUCUGUGCAAGCACAGGCUAGGACACCAGGUUUUCAGAAAGAACAAGCUUCAACAUUUUCUCCUUGGGGAGAAGUUUUGACACCUAUAGCAAGCUCUUCUGUUACUCACUUAAGUAGUAAACAGGAAGAAUAUGUCAAGGUUGCCAAAACACUUUUUAUUGAUGAAGCGUUAAAACCUUGCCCAAGGUGCCAGUCCCCUGCUAAGUACCAGCCUUAUAAGAGAAGGGGGCUGUGUAGCCGCGCAGCCUGUGGCUUUGACUUUUGUGUGCUGUGUUUGUGUGCUUAUCAUGGGUCUGAAGAAUGUAGUAGAGGAGCAGCAAAGCCAAGAAAUAGAAAAGAUGUUCUUCCAGGAAGUGCCCAGAGUAAGCGGAAUUUAAAACGCCUUUAAAGAGACUUUAAGUAUAAAAGAAGCAUUCCCUCUGAGCAACAUUUUGUGUGACUUAAAAUUAUGAGUAUUUUGAAAGCAUGCAAAUCUCCCCGUCAAUGACAGAUGAUGAUUUAUUUCCUGUUUUGUAUAUAUUAUGACCCAUGUCAUUGUAUGUUUUCUUUGAAGUAGUGAGUUUUGCAAAAAAUCUAAUUUUACUAUGUUGUUUUUACUCAUUUUAAUAACUUAGUGUUUUUAAAUAAAGAAUUUUCAGUGUUA